UCAAUUGUUUAAUUCGUUUUAAAUGACGUUUUCCCUCUAAAAAAUUUUACUGUGAAUGAUUGUUCUAAUCCUAUACAACAUUAAACGUUUUACCUAUUUUUUUAGUUUUGUGUAAAAAAUAUGCCGCGAGUGGAUCCGAAGUGAACAUGAACCAGAGUGAAAGUCAUCAGGGUUUUUACGAUGCCUUCGAGUCGGAGAAUAUUCCAGGCGAGGUAGAAAUGGAAACAGUUAAACUGGAUAACGCGGAGUUUCGGUUGGCGCAAGGGUUCACGGUGUCAAGUCCGAGGUCAACUCAAAGCGGCGCUUCCUCGAGCGCGGUCUUCAACAUCUCAUCAUCGAAAAAAGAGCCAAACACUCGACAACGCCCGAAAUCUGCCCGAUCAAUUUCACAACCUGCAUCGAAAGUUUUGUCGGUAAGACCGACACCCGUAUCAUCGAGCAUUCCUUUGCCAGUAAAAACCUCUGGGCCCAUUAAGAACCCUAGUCUUGUAAAGAAUGUCAAAACAACCAGCAGGAUGCCAACACCAUCUAAACCCGUAGCGCCCUCUAAUAAUAAGCACACAUUAGAAAUUCAGUUUCUCAAUAAAAAUAAGCGAUACGUUCAGAUGAAAAAGGACCUCCAGGAGAAGCAAAAACCGAUUAUCGAAUUAUAUCAGAAUUUAGUUCAAAUCAAAAAGCGAUUAGAAGAGUUUGGCAAAAAUGUGAAGGUGGACGAGGUCAAAUUGAUAACGUUUGACGAGAUGAACAAGAAGCCACAAAAUAAUCUGGGAGGUGGAGAAGAGAUUUCAAUGGAAGUUGUCAAUGGCAUGAAAAGCAGCAUCGAAGAAAUUCCAAAGACCCUUAUGGAUAUUUGCAAAAACCUUUUGAGUCGAAGAGCUCUUAUAGUGGAGUUACUGGAAAGCGUUACGAAGUCCGAGGUAGACGUAACCCAGGUGUCCGAUAAGAUUGAAUCACUUAAGUGUGAAGGUCUGCAGCUCCAGCAGUCCCUCGACGGGGUGAUACGAGAACACGAGGCUAAAAUUACGAAUUUGGUGCAGAACUGGCAGAAAUUGCUGAACGACAAAAAAGCCCUGAACACAGAUUCGAAAAUUGAGGAGCUCGAAUUGAAACUGAAGGAGGAGGAACAACUGAGGGAAAACUCGGUGACGGUAAUUCAGGAUUUGCAACGAAAAAUGGAGGAAAAGAAGUUUUCGUACGAUCGAUCUCUGGCGGAAUUGAAUGGUGUUUUGCACACGUUAAGGGAGCAAGUUAAGAAAUUAGAACAAGAUUUGGAAAUUGAGAGAAAGACAACGGGAGACUUUAAAAAUCGUAACAGUACCCACGCGCAAAAUUUAAAAACCUUAAGGACUCGCGUGACGGAGUUGGAGAGUGACAAGCGGGACGUGGAACAUACGAACGCUGAAAUGCAGAAGAAGAUAAGAUUGCUUCAAGACCAGUUGAAACACAAGGAAAUGCAAUGGACCAAGGAAAAGGACGAGAUGGCAAAAAAUCUCAAGCAUCAAGAAAACUUACUGCAGAAGCUUACCGCCGACAAAAACGAGUUUGAAACUAGGAUUGGACGCGUCGAAAACGCAAAAGAGGAAAUCGAAAACGAACUGGUGACGAAAAUAUCCAGUUUGGAGGAGGAACUUAACAAUAAACAAAUAGAACUGGAGGAGGUUAUUAAGGAAAAGAACGCCGCCGUUGAAAAAUGUACCGGAUUCGAGAAAUACAUAUCGCGUAUGAAGGAAGAAUCUAAGGAAACGAUGGAGAAACUCUCUUGUAGCAUUGAAUGGGGAAAAAAUGUAAGGGAAAUGUCGUCACCGGUAGCGGAGAAAUACAUGCAAGACGUUGCGAAGGAUUUACGGAUACGAGAGCUGGAAGAUAAAGUUCGCGCGAUGGAAAAGGAAAAAGAAUCUUACGCGAGAAAAAUGGCCGCGAUGAAGGAGGAGGCGAUCCCACCCGCCCAAAUGGAAAUCGAAAUAAAGAAGCAGAAGGAGAACAUAAUGAAUUACCAGUUGAUGCUCGAGGAAAGCGAGAGGAUGCUAAAGGAGAAAUCCACCGAGGUGCAGCACCUUCGCUCUGAAAUUCGUCAACUAAAGGUUCGCCAAGAAUCGUUAGAAGAACAGUUUGAGCAGUGUUCUACUGAAGAGAUGAAGAAAAUGCUCGACGAAGGACAAGCAAAACUGAUAACGAUAAGCGAAAGGUGUAUUCAAAAUGAAAUUAAGCUAGACGAGUACAAACGGCUAAUAGAGAAACAGAACGCUCAACUAGCGGAUAUGGACAACUUGUUAAGGUAUCGAGAAAAUAUGGCUAACGUGUUAAAAAUAUCCCGCAACGAUCUUUUGCUUGAGAAGGAGAGCCUUUCGAAAUAUUCUCGGGAGGCCAGAUACACUGUUUCUGAGGUUACGAAACAAUUAAAAAAUAAAGAAGCACAGCUUCAAGCUGCCCAAGAGAAAACGGCAUUUCUUGAGGCUCACGUGUGCAAACUAGAACGAGAGAUACAAGAAUUAGAGGAAAAUGUACGGUCGGCAAACGAGAAACGAUUUAAACUCCAAGAAACGGUUGGGGCACUGGAGAAGGAACUUCAACGCACCCACUUAAAAAUCAAAGAAAUGUCCCAGGGGGAACCUAGACCGUCUUUCCCUUGGAGACUGUUAGACUCUGUAUGUGACAGUAUUGUCGACGAUACGCCAAAUAAAAAAGUUUCUCAUUAUUCUGAUAAUUUGACGCAAUCGCGCCAGUUCGUAAAUAACAACAACACGUCGUCGAUAUUAAGUUCUAGUAACAAAUUGGGGACAUUUAUAGAUGACGACUCUGUUUCUAUACACACAAAUUGUCAUCACAAAGCUAACUCUAGAUCACUGAUAGGUCUUUCCCUACAGACUGUCGAUUGUAUAAAGACGAGACUCAACUUUCUUUCCGCUAUCGAUAUGCCUUUAGAUGAAGUUUCCCGGGACGACACUCCACAACACAAGUUUGUACCACAAAGACAAUCGUUAAAAAAUGUCAGUUUUGAACAAAGUAAUUCGAACGAAAAUUUACGUAAAGUUUUAGAGCUGACGGCGCAUCGGUAUGAGUAUUUGCACAAUCAGGCACAAGAAUCGUAUGAGGAUUUAACUAAAUUGGUUAAAAUGGCGGUUAGGCAAAAACGCACUAGUUUAGACAAAUAAAAUUAUUUUUUUCUUCUACGUUAUUUACGGUUAAUAUUAGAUCGACUAAAUUGUUGUGAAUUGGUCUUCAAAUAAUUUAAGAAGUAGAGCAAUUAGUGCUAAGGGAGCGAUUUAGUCGGGAUUCCUGCAAAUGCUAUACCUCCUUGAAUUAUUCUUACUUUAACAAAAUUGGCAGAAUGUUUUAAAAUCUAUUGAUAAUAUAAUUCUUGUAAAUAAAUAAAUAAAAUGUUUUUUUAUUAAAAAA
Anthonomus grandis grandis is the source of this 3396-nucleotide messenger RNA. RefSeq names its product cingulin-like protein 1. The transcript is spliced from 13 exons. The coding region runs from base 147 to 3152 and encodes 1001 amino acids. NCBI's taxonomy places the organism in Eukaryota, Metazoa, Arthropoda, Insecta, Coleoptera, Curculionidae. The record is from RefSeq and is a predicted model, not a curated record.